This is a messenger RNA of Punctularia strigosozonata HHB-11173 SS5, 543 nucleotides long. RefSeq lists its product as uncharacterized. Bases 1 to 543 code for a protein of 180 amino acids. The record is from RefSeq and is a predicted model, not a curated record. Lineage: Eukaryota; Fungi; Basidiomycota; Agaricomycetes; Corticiales; Punctulariaceae. The transcript has a single exon.
AUGAAGAGUCGACUCAAAAUUUGGCUUGUCGGCGACACCGUACAGGACGUAGCUAGCAACAAGCUUGGGCAGUUGCUGUCUCGCUUUGAUAGCUUACUCGCGGACUUCCACCCGUAUUUCGAGCCCUUGAAGGAGACGGUCAGGAAACUUUUGGCCACGUUCAACAUGGACCAAUCAAUGAAACCAGGCUAUAUACCCCCUACAUACGAUGAGUUCCUCGCCGUCCUCAAAGCUGGCCGUGAUGCCUUGCCCCUCGUGGACGACCCACCGCCGGAAAACGGAAUCGUCGCUCAACCUGCCAACAAUGACCAGCCUGCAGAGCCAGCAUCAAACGUGCUGCACAGGUCUAGACGUUAUAAACGUAGCCGCACGGAAGAAGACGACAUCCAGGACACGUAUGCUACACGUAGUGGCAGCCAUGGCGAGGCGGGUCUACGCGACCGGUUCACGACCUCUGAGAGAAACAAACGCAGUCGCCUCAGCCAGUCAACCUCGACCCGCGUUCUCCGUUCCGACAGCAAGAAGGCUCAGGCGCGUGAGUAG